CGCUCUCCCCGGGCAAUCAGUGUACCGCCGGUCGCGUAGCCGCUCGGACCGUCGUUCUAUCGCCGGAUACUCUUCUCCGAUCCUCCGUGGAUCGACCGGCAGUGCCUCGCCCGAGAUCGCGAGAUCGCGAGAUACUCGAUUCCGGCGCGCGCUCUCUCUCUCUCCUCUCGCUUUCGUCUUUCGCUCGCGCGUCCGCCUCCCGCGAAAUCGCGAGCCGCGAUGUUGAUCAUCGAGCCGCUGCGUCGAUGUUGAGAACCGCCGCGACGACGCGAGGCGCCGCGACGAGAUCAUGUUAUGGAGAUCGGCGAGUUGACGUCCCCGUCGUGUCGUCGCUGUGUCGCCGCGCUGUCUCCCCGCACGACGGUGGGUGGAGGAGGGUCGUCAGCCGCGUCGCCGAGCGCCCGGUGUGGUCCACCUAGACACCGUCGCCGCCUCCGCCGCCGUCGCUGAUGCGGCCGAGCGCGGGCCGCUCGCAUCCGGGACCGUCGACGCGAUCCUCUCGCGCGCACCAGCUGGCCGCUCCGCGAUAGGCAGCGUUCCCUCUCGCCGAAGAGAGGGCGGAAAACGCGGAGGCCGCAAGGAGAACCCGCCGCCACGGGGCGGCUCGUUAUCGCCGACCGCGAUCGCGCUCGGUGUCCGUCGCGAGUCCCUUCCGUUGACGGCGAUUUUCGAAUCGCGCGCGAUCGCUCGCGCGAUGUAGCAGCCGUGUGGCGCGCACUUCGCGCGGAGCGCACUUCACGCGUAAUCGGAACCGAUGUCCGCGCGAUCGCCGAGCUUGUUGACGAGCCGGUUGCGAUUACUCGACACGUUUUUAACUGCUAACGACGGCUCGUAGUAGUAAUAUUUUCCGAGCAGGAAAGAGAGAGAAAGAGACAGAGAAAGAGGAAAAAGGAGAAGAGGCAAGAGAGGGAGUUUCGUGCCCUGACAGACGUCGCGGUGAGAUCGCGCGGAGGAAAUAGAGCGAUUACGCGCGGCGAGAUCGAUCGCGGAAACGCGCGCGAUGAAACGCACGACGACGAUGGGGCCGAGCGCGAUGGUGUGACCCUCGGCAGACAUCGGAUAUAAAAAGAAGAGGAAAAACGGCAGGGAAGAGCAGAAGAGAGAGAAAGAGAGAAAGAGGGAGAGGGUUGAGCUCUCUCCGAGUUUUGAGGCUUUUUCGGCAAUUUAGGCGGCAGCCGAGAUCAAAGGUCAUGGCAACGCCGCCGGACUCGCCGGGACCGGAAGAGGCGUUCUUCGACUUCGAGAGCACGCGGGCGAGGCAGCAGACCACCAGGCCGGUGCCCAUAGAGGAACUCCUGCGGCAGACCAAGUUUUCCCGCCAGGAGAUCCGCGUCAUGUACCGCGGCUUCAAGCAGGAGUGUCCCGAGGGAGUGGUGCACGAGGACUCAUUCAAGGACAUCUACGCGAAAUUCUUCCCGCACGGCAACUCCAGUCUCUACGCCCACUACGUGUUCAAAGCCUUCGACGUUAAUUGCAACGGGGCCAUCAGCUUCAGGGACCUCCUCGUCACAUUGUCGACACUGCUGCGGGGCAGCAUCUACGAGAAACUGCGAUGGACCUUCAAGCUGUACGACAUCAACGGCGACGGCUGUAUUACCCGGGGCGAGCUGGGCGAGGUCGUAACAGCGGUCCACGAGCUCAUGGGUAGACGGCAUCAUGCUGAAGAGGAAAGGAAGGCACGCGAGCAGCUGGACAGGGUGUUUAAGAAACUUGAUCUCAACCAGGAUGGCGUUAUCACGAUCGAGGAAUUUAUCGAGAGUUGUUUGAAGGACGACGUGAUUACACGGUCGCUGGCGAUGUUCGACUACGCGCUUUGAUCUCCGGCUAAGGAUGAUCCUCCAGCGGUCACUGCGACUCCUCCGACGCCGCUCUCGACGACAACGUUCUCGCAAUCUCUAUCCCCGUCGCCGCCGCCGCCGUCCUACUCCCUGUUACCGCCUAUUCCGCCGCCCUUGCCCUCCCAACCGCCACCCGAGUACACCGUCCAGGAUCAGGAGCUCUAUCUGCUCCUGGCUGCUCACUGGUGGAACCAACCGGAGGCGCCGCUCUUCUGUUGAAGGUAAAUUGCCGGAUUUCCCGACGUGAUCUCUGAACGACCGAGGCCUUUCGUCACGAACCACCUUCUCCGCGAUAGGCGAUCUCUCGAGGGCUGUCUAUCUCGAGUGCAGCUUUCGUGAAACUCGAGAAUAUUGGAACCCUUCAGCGGAUGAAACAAAACGUGAGAAAUGCGGAGCACGUCAUUUCCUGCUGUUUUAUUUUCAAUAUUAUUUCACAAGGUAACCUAGCGACGUAGAGUAGCAACCGAGGUCUAAAUUUGUGGAAACGGGGAGCAGAUUUCUUCCCAACGUUUCGUUGUCUCUUCGCUCUGUAGAGUGUCGCGCGCGCAAACCGUCGAGGACAGAGAUGCAAGAGGUGUCCUCCUCAUUCUCGCCGAUUGACGGAGUUUGGCGGAGGCUCAGCCAGUUUUAACAACGCAUGGAACAUCGCUAUUGCGAUAUAUUAUCGAGACAAUCUUGGGAAUGCGGCAACGGCUCCACCGACGAAGCCGGACAAUCGCGGAACCGACGAUUGGCUUUGAUCCCUGACAGGAAUCGAGCAGAUUUACGCGAUCCGAUAUACCGACACGCGAAUACUCAAUUCAAAGCCGAACUGCACGAAUUUCGGCGCGACGAUGCGUUGAUUUCUCUCGAAACUAAAUUAUUGACGACGUAGGAUAUCGCCCGUACGUACUUUCGUUAGUGUAGUCUCUGUAGGUCGAUACUUCGUUAUAUCUGUCCCUUUUUGGACCAGAGUUGAGUCAAACAAACCUCGCAGACGUUCCUUAUCCAUUAUUGAUGGAAAUGUCGAUUUUCCGAUGCGAUACUUGAUUUAUCAAUUAAGAACAUUUAAUAACAUUUAAUAAAUUAUAUGUGCUUUCAAUCUGCAUUCGACUUUUACAACGAUUUCUGACGGGACACGUUACCGGAUACCAUGAGUGCGCGUCGUUUCUAUCGACUCGCGCGACUCUUCGAUCUUAUCAAAUCGUGUUUUCCUUUUAUGAUACUUUCUCUCUCGGUUUUGCGAUACUUGUCAUCGGCGGUUGAACACACUGCAUCGUCGAUAUAUACUGACAACAGGUAUUGAUCGCUUGCUGGGCUCCUUCUUAUAAGCGUGUCUAGCGUGUAACGUGUUGUAAGUGUACGUGCGCGAAGCGCAUCGAUUUUCUAAUGUAUCCGUUAUUACGAGUCGUAGGCGUGUGUGAGCGUGCGAGCAUACGUCGGACUGGUGGCGAGUAGCAGCGCCUGGCCUGGCGCGCGAUAUUAUCGAUUAUCAAAAUAUUACAAUGAAACACCAAGCUACCGUAGUUAGCUGCCGUUUAUGCAAAACUGGCGAUAUACUAUAGUGCGAUCUAGCGUUUAGGAUUAAUUUGCGAUCAAAGCGCGGACCGUCUGAUUAAAAAAAAAAAA
This is a messenger RNA of Ooceraea biroi (clonal raider ant), 3446 nucleotides long. Its product is annotated as Kv channel-interacting protein 1. Lineage: Eukaryota; Metazoa; Arthropoda; Insecta; Hymenoptera; Formicidae. Gene Ontology annotation, molecular function: calcium ion binding. The record is from RefSeq and is a predicted model, not a curated record.